This is a messenger RNA of Dermacentor andersoni, 7692 nucleotides long. The record is from RefSeq and is a predicted model, not a curated record. Lineage: Eukaryota; Metazoa; Arthropoda; Arachnida; Ixodida; Ixodidae.
GUUAUGGUGCACGGUAGGGUCGCUAAGUGGCACCACUGUAGUAGCGCAGUACGUUGGUCUGAUGCGUCUGUCGAAAGUCGGCGUGUGCGUUCCUUGUUUUACGUUUCUACGUGCUCGCCGUGUGUUUCAGUGUGGUAGUGUUGAUGUGUGACCAUCGAGCCCGUGCCGCAGUUUGUGGCUGCCAACGGACAUGACCACCGAGUGUGGACAACGCCGGUGUUGUGUGCUGUGCAUGUGAGUCGUGGAACGGUGCUCCGGCGGACGGCAGCAAUCAUGGGCGAGCGUCGCGGCCUGAAGGCGCUCGAGCUGUGGUGCCGGCGGGUGACCGAGGGCUACCGCGACGUCCACGUGGUGGACAUGAGCUCGUCGUGGCGCGACGGGCUCGCCUUCUGCGCGCUCAUCCACCACUUCCGGCCCGACCUGAUCGAGUUCGACUCGCUGCGCAAGGGCGACGUGCUGGCCAACAACCGGCUCGCCUUCAGCGUCGCCGAGUCCCAGCUGGGCAUCCCGGCAUUACUGGACGCCGAGGACAUGCUGGCCCACCGCGAACCUGACCGGCUAAGCGUGGCCACCUACGUGUCCCAGUUCUACCAGUACUUCGAAGGCAGCAUCGGCUCCCGACGAAGAGCGGCGACGGCCGCGUCCGCGCUCAAGAGGCCCGCGUCCUCGUCUCCACCGCCGCCGCUGAGCAUCGGGCCCCCGACCAAGGUAGUCGCCGGCGACUCGUGCCACACGUGCCGCAACCGGGUGUUCCUGCUGGAGCGACUCAUGGUGGACGGCCGGCUGUACCACAGGUCGUGCUUCCGCUGCAGUCGCUGCGACGCGGUGCUCAGCCCGGGCGCCUACAACGAGUGCGACAACGCGCCCGGCACCUACGAGUGCACCGUCUGCCCAAAGGACGAAGGGCCCGAAUUCACGCUCGCACAGAGCGACGAGCCACCACCAAAGUCCCCUUCGAAAGGUUCGCCGGCGACGGCGGUGACCAAGCCGGAGAUACCGGAAAAGAAGCUCGAGCUCACGGAGAGUGUUCGCGUGGCUCGCAAGCUCUUCCAGAGCGCCAUGGUCGCCGCCGACACAUCGACGGACUCGACGACGGCGGCCGACUCGUUCGACAGAAACGGCGAGGGCUCCGAGAGCCCCGUGGCCAAGUGGAAGUCGAUGCAGAAGCCGGAGCUGCCGGAGUUUCUGAGGCGCCGUGACGAGCCACCGAAAACGUCGACGGUACGCGAGAACAUCAAGCGGUUCUCGCAGGCCAACGAGAAUAAACCCGCCGCUUGGGUUAGUCCUCGGAGCGGUCCUCGGAGCGUUCAGGCCGAGGAGCGGUCCACUCCGGACCGGCGCCUCGCGGAUUCCACGCCGCCCGACAGUUUGUCAGCGCGCCUACCUCGAGGCCAGAGCGCUUCGCCGCGCAAAACUACCACAUUGGACUUGCCGGUCAUCAAGCCCGACGUCCCCGUGGGUGUCGAUGCGAUUCCGAGACCAGCCCCGCGAACUAGAACGUUAAAACUGGAGCACGGUGUAGUAAACUUGCCUUCAGCCUCCGUGAGUUCGAGUUGUGGAUCAGACGAUCAGCCCGACGCGUUGUCGGAAACUCCACCGCCUUUGCCAUCAGAACCACCGCCAUCUUUGACUUGCGACGAUGAGUCCCCGGAAGAAACGUUGCACGAAUCGAAAUUAGCUCAGGAUGCUCCGAGUUUAGAAAUAAAGCUCACGCCCUGCGACGAAGAUCUCGCUCCAAGCGGCGAAGACAGUCUCGACCAAAAGUCCGAGGAAAACAACGUGUCCGAGCAAACGGAGACCCCCAGCGGAGACGGCAAACUAGUGAUGGUGGUAAGCGAAAGCCCAGUAGCACCGCAGCUGCCUUCCUUGGAGCUCCCGGUCUCGGCGUAUCCCACAGACCUCAAUCCGUUCGGUGAGGACGAGGAGGAGGUGGAGGAGGAGUACCCAGAGUCCCUAAACCCGUUCGGGGACGAAGACGACGACAGUGCGCGGAAGGCGAGCCUGAGCCUGUAUGACGAUUCCUUGAACCCGUUCUCCGAAGGGGACGACGCGUCCCUCUCGAGCAUGGCGUCGCCUCGGAGGCCUUCCCCGAGGGCGAGGAAGAAGCAGGCCGCCCCGCCUCCCCCAGUUAAGAAGAGCGACGCGGGCAACGCCAAGGACAGUGGCAAGGAUAGCGCCAAGGACAAGCAAGAAAAGGACCAAGUGAACAAGUCGAUACAGGACGCGCCCUCCAAGAGCACGUUCGCGUACUGGAAGCGAAAGAAGCGGCCGGCGCCGUCUGUGCCUGUUCCAGUUCGCAGAGAGAUCAAGCGGAUCCCACUGAAGGAGAUUCAAGCAGAAAUGGAGGAGAUUGCAGUCAAGCAGGAGGAACUGGAGAGGCAAGGUCGUGAGAUUGAGAUGCAAAUUCGAGACCGCAACGGCAAGUACCUGAGAGAUGGACAUGUUGCCACCACUGCUGCUGCUUCAGAUGUCGAGCCAACAGUUGAAGAGGAGGAAAUGAUUAUGCAUCUUUUUGAGCUCGUCAAUGAAAAGAACAACCUGUUCAGGCGGCAGGCAGAACUCAUGUACAUAAAACGUUCGCAGAGACUUGAAGAAGAACAAGUUGAGCUUGAGUACCAGAUACGCUGCAUAAUGACAAAGCCCUUGAAUCAAAAGUGUGAAGAUGAUGCCAAACGGGAGGAGGAACUGCUCCAACGGCUGCUUGAGGUUGUCGAGGCACGCAAUGAGAUAGUCGACAGCCAGGAAAUGGAUCGGCGGAGAGUGAUGCAGGAGGACUGGAGCAUACAGGAGCAGAUGGCACAGAAGCAGAGUGAGAUCAAAGAAAAGAUGGUCACACCCGAGCCCACACCUGAAAAGAAGCACAAGAAAAAGGAAAAGCACAAGAAGUCCAAGUCGGAUAAGAAGCGCGAUGAGGUGGGGGACGAGGAGAAGCGCAAGUCACUGAAAAAGAUCUUUAAGGAGAAGCUUGUGCUGUCCAAGUGACACGGCACUCCACCUGUGGUGCUGGCCGAGCAUGUGUCAACAGCAAGCUUGGAACUUGUGGCAAGGACAGUGCAUGUUUGCUGGGAUGUGUUGUUCUCAGUAAGUUGUACAUAUCGUCAUAACAGUGGUGAAUUGUUGGCAGCUGUAAAGCUUGAUUUAUCUUUGUUUUUGCAUUGAGCAAGUGUUUGUUGCAGGUGCAUAUGGUGGUCUUGGAAAGAAUGUCUCUCAUGCAGCUCACAGAGUAACAAUGUGAAUUCUCUCUCUCUCUUCCUCUUUACUAAAUAAGGUAGGCACAGCAUGCAAGUUUUCCGACAUUGUUGGUAGAUUGUUGCCUGUAUAAAUGUCAGCGUUAGAGACUGGCCCACGUAUGUUCCUCAAGGCAACUUGUGAGAGAUUUACAUAAACACCUUGGUCAGCGUUGCAACCCUUUUAGUAGCUAUACAAAGGCCACGAUUGCAAACCUUCCUUACUCGACUUUCUAAACGACUCCUGCAAUCUGUGGUUAUACUGCACUUUUGAUAACGCUUGAUGUUGGUGUGGAGUCAGCAGUUCUAUGUGUGGUUUCAUUUCAUUUUUUAAUGUAUUUGCCAGAUUCAGCCAGUGAUCAUGACUGCAGUGAAGGAUAUUGUGAUAACUAUGGAGUACAGCCAAUAAAACCACUGAUUUGAUAAGGUAAAAAAAAAACGGUUUUAUUAAAUUUUAACUUUAUUGAUGACUGUGAUCUAAGCAAGUAAUUUUGCACUGGAGUUUCUGUUUAACAGGCUCCUUGUAAACCAUGUUCACACCAGGACCUUGCGACAAGUAAAAACGCAUGUGGAGACAGUCUGUCUCUGCUAUCCAACAGUGACCACUAAAUGCAGCUCGUGAGGCAGCUUCUACAUGUGCCUGUGCUCACAUGAAAAAUUAUGACUGGUGUGCUUGAUCGAUAAAUUAUCAAGUGAGUUUUUUAGGUCCUUCAUUGAUCAGUUCUUACUGACAAGUUUUAGCCACCAUAAGUGUUCUAAAAUUGGCUAUGGAACUUCAUUUUUUUUUUCUCUUACUGUUAAUAAAUACUGCUGGGCUGCUGCAUACAGGCAUCAAGUCUCCUUGCAGCAUGUCACCUAUUGCCACCACUGCUAAUAAAAAGAAACAUGGCAAGAUGGGGGGUCAACGUCUUUAGAAGAUGGCAUCUGUGCCAUCUAGAUGUGCUCAUCUGUUGGUUCCCAUUUUUUCAUCCCAAGUGAAAGAAGAAAGUAUAUAAAUCGAUGGUGAUAAAAAGAUUGCCGUGAGCCGCAGUGCUUUGUUAUCCUUUGGACACAGUAGCCACCUUUCUCGGUUUCGCGAUGUCGAGUCUGCCAGGAAAAACUUGGUUUUGAAGCAUAUGUGGCAUUUAUAGAGCUUGUUGUGCUCCAUGAAAAUAUUUCGUCUUAGCCAAUAUUUUGAAAUAUGCAAGUUCGAAUUGAUGGGUGUUAGUUGUAAUUAUGUAGAAUGUCAUUUUCACCAAAGGUGAAAGUAAACAGCAUCUAUGUCUUGACAGUUGCUUCUAGUGCCAAGAACAAAAGCAGAUGGCAGCUCUACACAUCAGCCCUAGGAAGCCUCAUCUUUCUACAUUUACCUUUUGCUACAACAAGCAAACUUCUGAUGUAUGUGCACAGAUCUCUCUUUGUCAGCAAGUAUACUUGAUUUCAUACAUAGCAGGCAACACUGCAAAGGCUAGAGAUUUUUCUCCCUGCUUGCAUUCACAACCAAAUAAUAGUGCAUCACAUAUGACAGAAAUAUAUACGUAUAUGUUACGUAAUUCAACGUAACUAAUUCUGUGUGAAUAUGCCAUUUAUUUAUAUAUGGAAGGAGUUGCAGAUCAUGUUUCUGUGGAGAAUGGCCACAGCACACUGCUUGUGCUCACGACAAAUACACAGUAUGUAUGUCACAUACCAGAAGCACAAAGGAGCACCAAUAAUAGUACAUCAUUUGACGUACUGUCAUGUCCACAAGCUUUAGUUAAAUGUAUGAAGCAAUAGUUAAGUAGAAAGCUUUGCAGAUCAAAGGCAACUGCACUGUGAAACAUGUGUAGCUAUAAUGCUGUGACUGCACUACCUGCAUAGCUUCUGCAGUGUUGCCUGGUAAGUAUGAAGUGAAGUAUGCACCUUCACAGUCGAACAGACAGCUUGACGACUGAUGCUCAAACAGAGGUCAGAACUCUCCUCUGGACUCCUCCAGUAAGCAUCACGGUUCAUUGUUACUGCCGAGAGCUGCGUAGGCCCUCUCAAGAUGCAUUUAUGAAAUUGGAUGUCUACGUAAAUGUUCCACCUUGCAUAAAGAACUGCUAAGCUCUUGUACUGAUGCUUCCUACAGGAGGAAUUUGAAUCCUGCAGAUAGCCAUGCAAAAUACUCUAAAUGUGUGCAAGAUUUGUCAAGCAGAGUGUUGCAGCCCCCUUUUUUUUGUAGCUGAAUGUGUUGCAUUGCAAAAACAUGUUCACAAUCUUAGCACUGUGCUCUUUCGUCAGUGUUAAGUUUACUCUCCAACUUCUCCAUUCUCUGAAGAAAUUGCUGGGGAAGGCAGCUACUUUUCCUGAAUGUUUUUUUGUGGCAAAGUUCCACAGCACUCAACACUUCUAACUCAAUGAUAAAUGAUCACUACUGACACUUUUUUGUCAACCAUUUCUAUUUGUGACUGAUGUUCAUGCCAGCACCUAUUUCAGCAGCCUUGCUAAACACUAUGGCUUGAGCUUGCACACAUACAUUUUGCUGCAAGGUUUUAAUUUUUUUUUCUGCACACCAUGAAGUUUUGUAGUGUCAUCCACCAACUUCUUAGGCUUGCAGCUUUAUCACAGCAUUGCUUCCUUAUCUCCUAACUGUAAUUACACGUAAUUUAUUAGUACCUUUCAGUUCAGCACCGUGUCUUGCCACACAAUAUCUGUAAAGUGCUGUGCCAAUCCUAUAUUUGGAAUGAACGCUAAUUUCUGCAGUUUGUCCACUUAAAGUUGAUGAUAUGAUGUGCCUUUGUUCUCAUGUUUGAAAACCUUUGCCUAGACUUUAAUUGUUUAAGCCCAUAUUCCUGCAGCACAGCCUCUUGUGGAACAAAUGCAGCUGUCGUAACCUUUUGAGAAACUUUUGGCAUGAGUGAGAAGGAUAAGGGGAUCUGAGUGGAUAAAUUUUUGUCUGUUGAGGUGAUUGAAAGAGACCAUGAGGCCUCAGAAAGCAUAGGGAAAAUUAUGCUUCAUUGAAAUGUAAAAAUAAAAAGAGGAAAUAAAAGUAGACAGAAAAACAGGAUAUGGGAGCCAAUCCCAUAUCUUGUGCUUGACGAGUGCAGUGUUUUUACCACUCGUGGCAGUCACCCUGCCAUUCUCUCCUUUGUUUUUUUUUUCUUUUUGGGAGUGGGGGGGGUGAGGGGGUAUUUGUGUAUGUGAAGAGACUGGCCCAGGGGGUGUUAGCCAGCACUGCUCACAACCAUGGCUGCAGGUGUUCCACACUGAGAUAUGGUCCCUUGAGUAUUCUAGAGAACCAUAUCCGGGAUACUAUACUGGUGAUUGUCAAAUUUUGUCAUAUUGUUGAAUCCACCAUCUUGUCAGCUCUGGUUGACCCAGAGGGCUGUUACACAUCUCCCAUUGGCUCGAAAAUGCCACCAUUACAGAAUUUGAUGAUAUGGUGGAAUUCGACAAUGUCCAGAAUGGUAUCCCUGCCGCUGGGACUUGCAUCGCCAAGGCAUAGUAAGGACUCCUGUGGACAAACUAUGGCUCUCGACAAUCGGGAGAUCGGUGGAUUCAUUUGGCCCCUGGCUCCCAGGCUCUAGGUAGAGCACAAUGUUCAUUUGUGGGUAAACCACUGCACCUCCAUGAUUUCCAAGCAGUGAGUGCCUAAUCUGCGACGUGCACUCGAGUGUGUGAAAUGUUUCCAGCAUUGUUCAAGCCAGAUCAAAUGAGCUUCUGCAGUGGUGUAUUUUGUGUGCAACAAUGGAGGCAACUACUGGUGAAUGAGUGACACUGCAGUAAGGCCAGAGCUAAUGACCAACAAUUGAAGCUGGCAACAGCUGGCAUAUUACUUUCUUCACUUGUUUGGAAAAUUAAUAUAUGCAUAGUUAUUUGAAAGCAGCCAAACUUCUUUUUUUUUCAUUUCAUUCAUGAGCCAUGGCACUGACUCUAAAUUGAUCAUAAAUUUUGCUAUUUUUCUCUUUGUGUGUGCAGUCAAUUCCUGGAAAAGCUUUGUUUUUUUUUUAAAUUAGAUUAUGAAUGCAACACAGCCAUCUGUCAAUAAACUUUUAGCUUUUGCCAAAUGCCACUGUGGCAUCUUUUACGUUUGUUUCUGGCAUACUAGGGGAAAUAUUGUCAUACAGGGAAGUGCACCGCAUGCAACACCAUGUUGGAAGCUUCAACUAUGUCACACCGGGCUUGGUACUUUCAUGAAACAAGUUAAAGGGAUACACAUGUUAACUAAUAUACAAUGAAAUCAUUUUUUCAUGCGCCUUUCAUAUAUUUUUCUUGCACCUUGUUAAACAUAAUUUCUUUUGAACUGUGGCCAGGCUUUUACCAAUAUGUGUCCAUUAUCAUUGGAGCUUUGCCAAAUAUGUACGGUAUGCUGUGCAAAUAUUGUCUAGCUUCUCUCUUUUUUUUUAAAGAAGGUUAAAUAAGACAGGCAGUUUUGUUCAAUUUGGUUUCAAGUGCUUGAUAUGUCCACUGUCUGUGCUUCUUACAAUACAAUAAAGAACAUUUUGUCGCCAUAUGGUGACUGCUCAAA